Messenger RNA from Priapulus caudatus, 590 nucleotides. Its product is annotated as prefoldin subunit 4-like. Lineage: Eukaryota; Metazoa; Priapulida; Priapulimorpha; Priapulimorphida; Priapulidae. The record is from RefSeq and is a predicted model, not a curated record. Gene Ontology annotation, biological process: protein folding. Gene Ontology annotation, cellular component: cytoplasm; prefoldin complex. The transcript has a single exon. The coding region runs from base 85 to 507 and encodes 140 amino acids.
UUAUUGGCAAACGUGAGCUCAACUUCGAGACUUGUGUCGUUGAUGUGCAUACUAACCUGGACAUAGCAAACGGAAAUCACUGCCAUGGCCACUAUAACGACGAAACCAGCCGGUGCAUUGGACCCGAGCGCGGACAUACAGGUGUCGUACGAGGACCAGCAGAAGAUAAAUAAAUUUGCGAGACAGAAUAUGCAACUGCAGGAGCUGAAUGAUGAACUAGAGCGAAACAAGAAGCAGCUGCAGAACCUAGAAGAUGCUGCCGAUGAUCUCCUGCUAGUGAUGGAUGAAGACGAGCUGAUCCCUUACAGAGUCGGCGAAGUCUACGUCAACCAGACGCUGACGGAAACGCAGGAGAUGAUCGAGUCUGCCAAGGCAGAAAAGCAGAAGGAGAUAGAGGAAAUAAAUCGCAAGUCUGCAGCAAUAAACGUGAUUCUGUCUGGUUUGAAAGUACAGCUGUACGCACGGUUCGGCACCAACAUUAAUUUGGAACCAGAAGCCGAUGAUUAGACUCAGGAACACUAUUAUUGUUUGUUGUGUGCUUGUAACACCAUUAUUGCAGUGUAAUAUAUCAGCUAUCCAUGUGCAAGUGA